AUGCUUCUUGUUAAAUUCCUUACGUUUCUUUUAGAAACCGUGAUGUUCUCUAAAAACGACCUUGUCAUUUGUGGGGCAGCCUAUGGAAGAGCCGAUGUUACUGAGAAAAUAAGAAGCUUGCGCAAAGACCGAAAACUCUCCGUCAAAGCCAGCGACGACUUUUUUGAUGACUCUUGGUAUGGAGUGAAAAAAAGCCUCGUAGUUGUUUACAAGUAUGGCAGUAAUAGUGCACAGUUACAGGUUGUCGAGGAGGGCGAAACCCUAGAAAUCACUCCGCCGUCUACUACUGUCAGUGCUUGGAUGAAUAAGAAACUCAGUUCUCUGUCACGGACUACAGCAGGUACGACCGUAUCCAGAAAAGAUGAAUCUACAUUAAAACUAAAUAUUCUUGGUGCUGCUUAUGGCCUUUCGGAUGUCACCUCAGUUGCUCAAUCCUUCUUGGCAGCUAAUCAAGUGUUCGAUAAAGUGGCUUCCAAUGCAGUUUGGGGAGAUGGGGGGCUGGGUACGAAAAAAACUCUUGUUGUUGUCUACGAAUACGGUGAUAAUUUCAUGCUUAAUAUUGCUGUUGAAGGAGAUCAAAUGCAUUUCACAGCACCCCCACCUCCUCCUCUUACGAUUCUUGGCGCUGCAUAUGGGCUGAAAUGCGUGACGGAAAAAGUGAAGGGACUGGUGACUGGUGAAGGUAAUCGUUCCUUGAUCGCAGUCGCUGAUAAUAAAACAUUUGAAGAUGGUUGGCCGCCAUAUACGAAAACGUUAGUUAUUGUAUAUCAGUAUGGAAAAGAGCACCCAUCAAUCACCGUCGUCAAGGAAAACCACCAAUUUGAGAUACUAUACUCUAAGAGAAAAAAAAUUAACUAUUCAGCCGAUCCCUGCACCCUCACGAUCUUGGGAGCUGCAUACGGGCCAGUUGAUGUUACAGAUAAAGUUCGAAAACUUGUCAAAAACGGCAGGACCCUUGAAGUCGAAGCCACCAAUGCUGUUUUCGGAGACCCUUGGCGUGGACAGGUAAAAAGCCUAGUCAUUGUUUAUCGGUAUGGUAGUAAAGCACCUCGAAUACAAAUCGCAAGUGAACACACAAGUAUUUCUUUGUCUGAUCGUGAGCCACAACAACAUGCUGAUCAGACGGAAACCCAAAACCUCCCGCAGGAUGAUGACACAACUAUGGUGGAUUCCCGGAUAAUCGUAAUGGGACCGAGGAUUGCCAGUGCUUUAUCUCCACCGGGCAAAAGCUCGCCAAACGAAGCUGCAGUGCCUGUCGAACAGGUAUUAAAAUCAUUUUUCUGUAACUAUCACCAUUGGCAAUAAAAACUUUGCUAACUAUCGCUAAUAAAAGUCACAAAUUUAUUGCUUUCUGUAGGUAGAAACUGUUACAAAUGGUAAGGACACAAAGACGAACUUGCCCUCAGAAGUCAUACUUGUUAGUUCAGAAUUAAUUUAAUUUAAAACAAGUGGACGCAAUUUCCGAGGAAGAGUAUGAAGAAAUAUUCUAUUAUAAAGACAUAAUAUAAGUCCAACUUAGGGGCUGUAUGUUCGUUCACUUCUCGAAUCGCUUCAAAAGCAUGCUGUUAAUAAACAUUAAAAAUAAUAUUACUUCAUUAACAUCAGACCUGAAAAUAAUUCUAGCCUUUAUUGGAUCAUAGGCCGGGGGAGAAAUAUUUUCUCUGAAAACACUGUCAUCAAAUUACAUCUAUAGUUGGUUUAACAGCACUAAAUCUUACAGCAGUUAGGCAUUAACUGUGCUUCACAGCCUUCAUUGUUAACACAAUUUAUUCCACUAAUCAACAAUAACAAACAUUUUGACCAACUCACUUUAAUACUUAGAAUUAUUUGGGGGGAUCACACUCCCACACACGUCCACAGAGAUAGAGAAAUUCAAAUUUCAAGGAAUAUUUUUAUGUAUGACCAAGAGAACAAAAAACUUUUUGAGACUAAUUUGUGCACAUCAGGUGAUAUCACUUAUCAUAUCAACAUUCUUAGUUUUAAGAAAAUUUCUGAAUUAAGUACAGUUCAUGCAUUAGAAGCACAGCAUCUGAACCAAAUAAGCACUGCACUUUAUAUUAAGCAUGGC
Paramuricea clavata is the source of this 2068-nucleotide messenger RNA. NCBI's taxonomy places the organism in Eukaryota, Metazoa, Cnidaria, Anthozoa, Malacalcyonacea, Plexauridae. The record is from the annotation of a GenBank genome assembly.